This is a messenger RNA of Saccostrea echinata, 1611 nucleotides long. Its product is annotated as ciliary microtubule inner protein 2B-like. The transcript is spliced from 7 exons. The record is from RefSeq and is a predicted model, not a curated record. The coding region runs from base 24 to 944 and encodes 306 amino acids. Lineage: Eukaryota; Metazoa; Mollusca; Bivalvia; Ostreida; Ostreidae.
GGGGCAUAUACAAUUAUUAAAAUAUGACUACCAUAGCUUUCGGAGGAGGGCCUAGUCUAGAUCAGAGGCGGUCAUUCGCAGCCCUCAGAGAUGGAACUCAUGUGCCGGGUUAUCGAGGAUAUUGUCCACAAAUCAAAUAUAGAGUAGGCAAAACUUAUGGAACAGACACCCAUGAGCUGGCUCAGAGUACUAUCCACUUGGAACCAGCCUCCAUUUUAUCUGAGGCACCAAGUAAACCAACCACAAAGAAUAGACUGCCAGAGUCAACAGGAGACAAUAAAUACACAGAAAAAAUGGUUCCUGGCUACACAGGUUACAUUCCACGCAUGCCAUUCAAAUUUGGAAACACAUAUAAAGAGGACUGUGAUGCUUGUAUAGAUGAAUACUUCACUAAUAGGAACUUUUAUGAUACAAAGUCUGCUGACCUGAAGAGACAAGUAGGCAGCUAUCCACGUCUUACCCCCAUUUCUCAUGACCCUGAGGUCAGGGACAAGCUCAAUUUGUACAGAGACACCCACCCUAGCAGGCCUAUCCUUGUGGAGGAUCGUCGCGCACUGACGGAGCCACCAAUCCCUGGCUACUGUGGAUACAUUCCUAGAAUAAAGACCACAGAACAAGGACUAGGAGCACGCUAUCACAGGUCCACCAAGAAUGGAUUAGAACUCUUUGCUCAAGAAACUGCCUCAGCUUCUCAAAGGCUAACAGGUCAAGUUCCGGCCUCCUUAGACAGUGUACCCCAGCACCUUCUUCAGGGAACAAAGUCUGCGGACACUCGUCGUCUGUAUCUUGAUGAUGGCAUGAUUCCUAAGUACACAGGAUACGUCCCACAGAGAAGAUUUGCAUUUGGCAACACUUAUGGAGACACCACACGAGGACUGGAAGUCUGUGGUCACCCAAAUGGCUCGUACGGGAAUUUCCUUCGAUCAAAAACCUUUGCCAAUUGAAGCAGCAUUUAUCUCUCAACAUCAAAAUCCGAGGAAGUGACGGUCAAAAUACUCUUGUGCCAAGAAGACAAAGCCUUCUGCAGUAUGCUGUUCCCUCUACUUAUUAAAAUUUUUAUGUAUACAAACUCUUUUAACUGUGCCUUCUUAUGCUAAAGAGAGUUUCUUUUUACUUCCGAUUUGCUUUUAAGUUGACCUCCUUUUCAAGUUUAUAUUUUGUUAACAAACUACUAGACUAUUGCCUCUGUGAGACAGUUCUUUUUAUCUUUUUUUUUACUUUAAAAGAACUGCUGUAGAGUUAGGAGUGUACGUUAGUACAAUGUCUGUGUUUGUGUUCUACGAUAAAUUCUGCUGUUUUAACCAGGUAAAUAUAACUCAUUGUGAUAUAUUUAUUUCUUUGUUGACUGUGUUAUAUAUAUAUGUUUCGUUCACCGAUUAAUGUCACACAUUGAAGAGUUUAUCAUCUCUGUCUUGGACUGAGAGAAAUCAUGAGUUUACGAUGUAUUAUUCUACUGGAUUUCUGAGUGUUUAUUGCAUAAUGAGGACAUGAACUCGUUCACAUUUUACAUAGUAUAUGUAAAUGUCAUUGAGGGACUUUCCUAAAGUUUAUCAAGAUUGUCAAAUAUGACUGUUAUAUUAUUAAUGAAUAAAUUCUGUCAUGUUUCUUUGC